GCGGUCUGGAGGCUCACGGGAGAGAGGCUGUAGCCCUGGGCAAUCCCGGGGGUCGUUACAGGAAGGUAGGAAAAUGCCACCCUCAGGGCACUGGUUGGGCUAAAGGUGACACUGGCGUCUCACGGGCUAUGAAGACGGAAUGCCUCUUAAUGCCGGAAUUCCAAGACGGAAUGCCUCUUAAUGCCGGGCAAGUCUCACAUGAAGCUACUCAUCAUUUGCUUCGUGUCCUCCGAGCUCCGAGAGUUGGCAAAGCUGAUGAAGGAGCAGUAGACAGCGACCCAAGCACACCACUUCAGCUAGGGAAAGACCGAUUUAAGGCUGCAAGGAAGGAGUCCUGGGAGCAUGGCUUUCCCUGAGCCAAAGCCGCGGCCUCCAGAGCUGCCGCAGAAACGGUUGAAGACGCUGGACUGCGGGCAGGGGGCAGUGCGAGCCGUACGAUUUAAUGUGGAUGGCAAUUACUGCCUGACGUGCGGCAGUGACAAGACGCUGAAGCUGUGGAACCCGCUUCGGGGGACGCUGCUGCGGACGUACAGCGGCCACGGCUACGAGGUGCUGGAUGCGGCCGGCUCCUUUGACAACAGUAGUCUCUGCUCCGGCGGCGGGGACAAGGCGGUGGUUCUGUGGGAUGUGGCAUCAGGGCAGGUCGUGCGCAAAUUCCGGGGCCACGCAGGGAAGGUGAACACGGUGCAGUUUAAUGAAGAGGCCACAGUUAUCCUGUCCGGCUCUAUUGAUUCCAGUAUCCGCUGUUGGGAUUGCCGCUCACGGAGGCCUGAGCCAGUGCAGACGCUGGAUGAGGCCAGAGAUGGCGUGUCCAGUGUGAAGGUGUCAGACCACGAGAUCCUGGCAGGCUCCGUGGAUGGCCGCGUGAGACGCUAUGACCUAAGGAUGGGGCAGCUCUUCUCAGACUACGUGGGCAGCCCCAUCACCUGCACCUGCUUCAGCCGGGAUGGGCAGUGCACCCUGGUGUCCAGCCUGGACUCCACAUUGCGGCUCCUGGACAAAGACACAGGGGAGCUGCUGGGCGAGUACAAGGGCCAUAAGAACCAGGAAUACAAGCUGGACUGCUGCCUGAGCGAGCGUGACACACAUGUGGUCAGCUGUUCUGAGGACGGGAAGGUGUUCUUCUGGGACCUGGUGGAGGGUGCGCUGGCUCUGGCCCUGCCUGUGGGUUCCGGUGUGGUGCAGUCGCUGGCCUACCACCCAACAGAGCCCUGCCUGCUGACCGCCAUGGGAGGCAGCGUCCAGUGCUGGCGAGAGGAGGCCUAUGAGGCAGAGGAUGGAGCAGGCUGAAGCCAGGGGACCCACCAACAGGACCAAGGACCGAGACACAGACAUGGAAGGACUUCAGAUACCAUCUUAUUCUAGAGACGUAGCUGACCAAAAAGUAGGGGAGGGGCUGGGUCUGCAAAUUAAUAAAUAGAAGAGGGGGUAAGACCUUCCUGGGACCGCA
This is a messenger RNA of Homo sapiens (human), 1450 nucleotides long. It is a transcript of the gene WDR83, whose product is annotated as WD repeat domain 83. NCBI's taxonomy places the organism in Eukaryota, Metazoa, Chordata, Mammalia, Primates, Hominidae. The transcript is spliced from 11 exons. The record is from RefSeq and is marked reviewed. Bases 343 to 1290 code for a protein of 315 amino acids. Gene Ontology annotation, cellular component: lysosome; cytoplasm; nucleus.